CGAUGCCGCCGCCAUUGGAAAGUGGGGCGAUCGGUGACGAUUGCUUUAUCAUUUGCUGUUUGGAGCUCAUGUAUCAACCGUUUUACAAAUAAAGCCAGAUCUCAUGGGAUUAAGACUGAACAAAAAUCAUUGCAUUUUGCCAGUACCACUGUACAUUUUUACUUUCUUUUCAAAAACGUUCAACGGAAGUAGUAUUUUCCAGCCAUCAUGUGUCGACGACUCGACACCUUUUUUGUCUUUUUUUUUUAGUGUAGUACACGGAACGUGUUUUCUUAACGUGAAAAUUGGAAAUUUGAGAUUUAUAGUUAUUGGUAGCUGACCGUUGAGCUUGCAACGUGUUUUAUAUUUCGAUUUUCCUGCUAGGUCAAUGAUGCACAGCACAUUUCAUUCAUUAUGGCUAACGCUAGCUUCGAGCUGAGCAAACUUGGUGCUAACGUAUGUUACGUUUUUGCUGGUAUACACGAAACAGCGACAUGUACUGUUACUUUUCGUUUUUAUUUUCAGACAACACAGAUUGCUCGUAAUGAAAGUUAGUUAACUACGGCAACUAUUUAUGGUAUGGUUCUUUCAAACUACCAUGGAUUAUGAACAUAAAGCGAAUGUGGUGGCUGAAUGUUUGCAGGGCUACAGGAACGAUGAAUCCAGUUGGAAGGUCUGCAAAAAAUCGAAUGACGUGGUUGUGUCAUGGCGACCUUCGUCAGAGUUCCCAGGGAAUGUAAUGAGAGCGCUUAAAGAGGAGGAUGCUAUUCAUGUGGCACAGCUUGAAGCAGGCGUCAGGUGCAGGUGGAGAUGGGACUGGCUCAAGUUGGAGGCCUAAACAAAAGGGCAAAAAAAAAAAUGAGUUAUAAAGGUGAGGGAGUCGUAAAUGGCAGCCUGAAGAAAGUAUGGGAGUGUCUGAAACCGAUACCAAAAGGGCUCAGAGUCAAGUGGGACAAUAAUGUGAAAAAGUUUGAACUUUUGGAGCAAAUCACAGAGGACAUCUCCAUCUGCCGAACAGUCACGCCCUCAGCAGCUAUGGGUAUCAUAGCUCCUCGAGACUUUGUAGAUGUUAUUUUAGUUAGGCAAUAUGAAGAUGGCACAAUUUCAUCAAACGCAGCUACUAAUGUGAGUCAUCAGGGCUGCCCCAUUCAGUCUGGCUACGUGAGGGGAUUCAACCAUCCAUGCGGCUGCAUCUGUGUCCCUAUAUCAGCAGAGCCCAACAAAACCCAGGUAUUCACUUUCUUCCAGACAGACCUCGGUGGCUUACUUCCUCGCUCUGUGGUCGACUCCUUUUUCCCCUCCAGCAUGACGGAGUUCUACAGCAAUCUGACCAAGGCUGUUAAGUCUCUCAAAGACCUUUGAAUUUCCAUCCACCCAUUUUCUGGACCGCUCCUCAUGGCUAGGGUGGCGGUUGAGCUGGAGCCAGUCACACGUGUUGCGCCCCUUAAUGGUAGCCCGUCAAUCGCAGGGAUCAUAUUGUCAAGCACCCAUUGUCGUCUUUAGUUAAGCUAAUGUCUUCGGAAUGUGGGAGGAAGCCAAAACAACCGGAGGAGACCCACACAGCGAAACUCUGAGGCAGACACGUGAACCGCGAGGCCAACCGUACUUCCCGCCGUACUUUUGUGUUUGAAAUGCAUUUUAAAGGCCAAGCGCACCGGAAAACCUGAGAUGAGUUUAAUGUUUAAUAUCUCAACAUGUAGGCUACUGUUUUUUUUUUUUUUUCCCCCCCCCCCCCAUCUUAAAAAAAAUGGACUUGUUCACAUCCCUUUAAAAAAUCUUUGUUGUUCCAACUUGAUUGAUCCAGUUAUGUCUGGUUCCUGAGGGUUAAACCCACCAUUAUUUUUUUGACCCAUCAUUAUUAAAUAUUUAUGGAACAUACAUUUUAAUAUAUAGUAAGUGUUUCUUAAUUUUCCUUUUGUAAUUGUCCCAUCUGUAUGCAGUUCUGUCUUUGACUGUCGCUGAACUGUGAUGUUAAACAGUAAAAGGGGUAUUGAAAAAAGGCUAUUUUGAUACAGUCAGAAUUGAAGUUUCUUCGCCUUCGUGUUGCCCUGGUGAUCUUUAUCCUGCGUAGAAAGUAAAAGCUCCGUUAGAUUCCCUGUCUUUGUUGUCGGGCAGAAUCCCCAAAACCAUCACUUUUCCGGAAAGUUUGUUGAGCCAAUAACAAUUGCAUUGUACGGUAAGCCAUUUUCAAAACUUGGAUUGGGCAAUCCUUUGCAAAAAAAAAAAAUAAAAGAAAUAAAUAACAGACCCACGUGGGGACCGAUAAAUGGUAUCGAUUUGCCCCAAUUUGGACACAGGAGGUUUCGACCCGAUGCCAACGCUAUCAAAAGCUGGCUUUUUUGGAGUUGGUGUUCUGCGGGAACGGUACCAACGUGGAAUUGGAUGAUGAUGUGAAGCCUCAAAUCUUCUGUCUUCUGAGCAAAACAUGGGACACAUUUUCAAGUUUAUAAAAUUCCAAUCUGACUUUUCCUUCAAAUAAAUAAAUUACUGCUAUACCCAUGAGAUGUAGUUUUAAAUCGUAACUGUGCAGUGUCGGAAAUCCUGUAGAACAUAUUGAUACUUACUCAUGUAUUUAAGACGUGUAAUAUUGUAACCUCUUCUCUUUUUUUUUAUUUUUAUUUUUUUAUAUACAUGGUUUCUGACGAUAUAUCUUGACUGUUAAGUACUGUCUGCCUGAGAUGCUGUGACCCUGUAAAGUAUACAUCUGUAUGUUGUCAAUGAAGUAUGUUGAGUGUACAUCAAAUAAUUUCAUUUCACACUCAAGUAUUUUGACUUCAUUACAAAUACGUAAUGAAUGCAAAUCCAACGUGUAUUCCUUCGAGGCUGUGUAUGCUAAUCAUGCAACAUGUUACUCGAUUUGAGUAACUUGCUUUUUCUUAGUCGGAAUGCUUAUACCUUGUUGUGCAUGCUUUUCUAAAUACUUUAUGGGCCACUCUGUAACAAACUAGCAUUCGCACAUCUAAAAUAUGUGAAAUAUCUGCAUCUCUGUGUGUCAAUGAUAUGACAAUGGUGCACUGUGGUGUGAAUGAGUAUUUGUUCCAUAGCCGCAGUACAAACAAUUGUGUGCGUUGAAUUUGACUUAAAAGUGUUGUGACGAAAACCCAAGGCCAGCUUGUCAAAGUUCCUUUGCCGACAUCCUGCACGGUGCAUUGGAAAAAUCACACUAAGCGACUUCAAUUUGGAGUCAUGUGUUCACUGUGUAGAAGAUAAACCUUUGUUGCAAGAAGAAAUAGGCUGUGGUAUGUGUUUGCAGUAAAACAACAUUGUUUCAAA
Molecule: messenger RNA, 3252 nt
Organism: Phyllopteryx taeniolatus (common seadragon)
Lineage: Eukaryota; Metazoa; Chordata; Actinopteri; Syngnathiformes; Syngnathidae
Gene: stard5
Product: StAR related lipid transfer domain containing 5
Exons: 7
Coding region: 790-1341 (183 amino acids)
Molecular function (GO): lipid binding
Source: RefSeq, a predicted model, not a curated record